Asparagus officinalis (garden asparagus) is the source of this 1054-nucleotide messenger RNA. RefSeq names its product ABC transporter C family member 8-like. The record is from RefSeq and is a predicted model, not a curated record. Gene Ontology annotation, cellular component: plant-type vacuole; vacuolar membrane. Gene Ontology annotation, biological process: transmembrane transport. Gene Ontology annotation, molecular function: ATPase-coupled transmembrane transporter activity; ATP binding; ATP hydrolysis activity. NCBI's taxonomy places the organism in Eukaryota, Viridiplantae, Streptophyta, Magnoliopsida, Asparagales, Asparagaceae. The transcript has 4 exons. The coding region runs from base 141 to 929 and encodes 262 amino acids.
CUUCUUUUUGGUGCGUUUCAGGAUUUGCUGGUCUCAGUCUUUCCUAUUCUCUUACUCUUUCUUCCACCCAAGUGUUUUUCACUAGGUGGUACUCGAACUUAGAGAAUUUCAUCAUUUCUGUUGAGAGAAUCAAACAGUUUAUGCAUAUUCCAUCAGAGCCUCCUGCAGUCAUUGAUAAGAACAGGCCACCGCCUUCAUGGCCUCAUGAAGGCAAAGUAGAUUUAAUCGAUCUAAAAGUGAAAUAUCGUUCAAAUACUCCCUUGGUUCUAAAAGGGAUUACAUGCACUUUUGCACCAGGAAACAAGAUUGGAGUUGUAGGAAGGACCGGAAGUGGGAAGACCACCCUAAUAAGCUCUCUAUUUCGUCUUGUAGACCCUUCAGAUGGAAGAAUCCUUGUUGAUGAGCUUGAUAUAUGUUCCAUAGGUCUAAAGGACCUCAGGUUGAAACUAAGUAUUAUUCCUCAAGAACCAACUCUUUUUCGAGGCAGUGUAAGGAGUAACUUGGACCCUCUCGGGCUUUACACCGACCAUGAGAUAUGGGAGGCAUUAGACAAGUGCCAGUUGAAGGAAACCAUUAGCAGUCUUCCCGCUCUUCUUGAUUCAACUGUUAGCGAUGAUGGAGAGAACUGGAGUGCUGGACAAAGGCAGCUCUUCUGCCUUGGCCGUGUUCUCCUACGAAAGAACAAAAUUCUUGUUCUCGACGAAGCAACUGCCUCCAUUGAUUCUGCAACUGAUGCCAUCCUUCAGAGUAUUAUCAGGAAGGAGUUCUCUAAUUGCACCGUCAUAACCAUAGCUCAUAGAGUUCCGACGGUUUUGGAUAGUGACAUGGUCUUGGUACUUUCUUAUGGUAGGUACUCUGAUUCUGAUUUUUAUUGUAUUUUAUUAAUUCACCUAUUUGUUAGUAAAUGUUUAUGCCACAUAACAAGAUAAAAGUAUCGGGAAAGCCCAUCGAUUGUAUAGUAUGCUGAAGAAGCGGCAAUUCUAGAGCAUUUACUAACUGAGGAAUACAGAUAACAAAAAAUUUCUUGACCGGCAAAAUUAAAAAGAUGAGGAAG